GGUGGUGACUCAUGAGGACUUUCUCAGAGGAGACCAGAAUGUAUUUGACACAUACCUGGAGACCGACAGCUUUCUUGGCCCUGGUGCUGGGAGGAAUCAUCAUCCUCAGCUACACCUUCCACAGAACUGACACUAAGAAUUUCAUUUGUGGAGUGCUGAAGAAGCAGUCAGAAGCAAACGGAAUGGCUAUGGAUAUUGACAUUUCUAGCAUUGAAAUCGCAGGCAGCAGGAGCAAAAUUUGGCCAAUGAAAGAUGGAACCCCGAGACAUACUAGAAUGGAAUGGGCAAAAAAGGACAGAGAAAGUAAAGCUGUCCUUAGAAAACUAGACGACCUGAUGCCCAGCAUCACUUUCAUGGAUAUAAAUACCACCACAAGUGCUAAGAACAGCAAGGCCACCAUCUUAAACUACAAAGGCUCUUAUUGUGUUGGCGAGCAUUUGAUGGUUCGACUGGAUUUAUACAACUACUUGGGCAAGAGGAAGGAAUACGGAGGAGACUUCUUACGAGCGAGGAUCUUCUCUUCAAGUCUUAGGGCCGGAGCUUCUGGGCACAUCACAGACUAUAGGAAUGGGACGUACCUGGUCAAUUUCACUUUAUUUUGGGAGGGUGAUGUCAGAGUGUCCGUCUUGCUCAUCCACCCCAGCGAAGGAGUUUCUGCACUGUGGGCUGCAAGGAAAAAAGGCUAUGACAAAAUAGUUUUCACGGGCAAAUUUUUAACUGGGACAUCAAGUGUCCACACUGAAUGUGGUUUUAACAAGACCACAGACACAGAACUGUGUGAGUAUCUAGAUGUACGAGACCGAGAGGCCUUCUAUUGUGAGAAACCAAAUAAUGUACCUUGCGAUGCUUUUGUUAGCCUGAAGUCCAACAACAAGCUCAUCUCCUACCUCACUGCCUUGGAACACAGCCUUUUUAGCAGGUCCAACACUGGAGAUGAGAUCCCUCAGACAUUUGGGGACAUUCGUGUCAUUGCCUGUGAAAGCAUGGCGAUGACCACUGCGAGCGAGAAGUGCAAGGUUGGCAUGAGGUCCCCAUCUCCCAGGGGCUUCGUCUGGCAGAACCAGUGGCAUCCUGUGUUCUGCAGCAUGUCAGCUUUCCAUACCUUGGAUAGGAUUAACGCUUGCUUGAAACAAAAGAUCAUUUACCUCCUGGGAGACUCAACUGUGCGGCAAUGGAUGGAGUAUCUCACAAAGAGAGUCAAUACACUGAAAUAUCUCAAGCGCUAUGCAAUCGGGAAACCCGACCGACUGGUCGCAGUGGACAUGGCUAGAAACAUUCAAAUCAAUUGGAAAAAACAUGCUCACCCCUUUGUAGGCUCUUCUGAGUACACAGUGAAAGACCACAGCUAUGUCGCUUGGGACAUCGACCUUGUGGCAGGUGACAGAGACACAGCAGUUGUCAUCUCUCUGGGCCAACACUUCCGCCCCUUCCCCAUCGAGCUCUUCAUUCGAAGAAUGAUUAACAUACGGGCAGCCAUCCAGCGUCUUCUCCUGAGGAGCCCAGACACAAAAGUCAUCAUCAAAGCAGAGAACACCCGGGAGAUGUCAAUAGACCAGGAGCGAUUUGGGGACUUCCAUGGUUAUGCCCAAUACCUUGCGCUAAAGGACAUUUUUCGAGAUCUGAAGGUGGGCUUCAUUGAUGCCUGGGACAUGACAGUUGCCUAUGGCACAAACCUGGUUCACCCACCAGAUCACGUGGUCGGAAGUCAGAUUGAUAUGUUUUUGUCUUACAUAUGUUAAGGCAGUAAGAUAAACCCAGAGUGAAAGCUUUAAUUAUGCAAAGGAAAGGGUUUUGAAUGGGGCAAGACAGUCAGCUAAACAUGUGGAACAUUUUUAUCAGUUGUGUUUAGACACUUAAGGGUGUAAUAAAGCACCAAAACAAAUAACAGAUGAAGCAGAAAAUUUUGGAUCGGAAAAAGUAGCAAUUAAGGAUAUGGAACAUACUUGGUGGCUGCGGCAAGGGCUAUAUAUAUAUAUCAGAGUGGUUUACAACAAUUACCUAUAAAACCAUUCUAGCUAGCUAGCUAGCAUCUAUGUAUCUAAAAUAACACAGGAAUCAGCUAACAAUGUUGGGAAAUGGUAUUGCCUGCAUAAGCCUGACAGAAUAGAAACGUUUUCAUACGUUUAAAAGUUGAAACAGAAGGCGCCUGUCAUUGACUUUGACUCCCCCUACUGGUGCCCUCCGGCCAUACACCCCAGAUAGAUCCGUUGUUUAUUAAGCCUUUUCUUUGAUUACCAGCACCCCUCUAUCCAUGCCUACCCUCUGUAUCAGUGAGUUACUCUCCAUGUCUGAGGCCCUAACUCUCCUACCUCUUGCCACAUGCAUUUACAGACAGGUAGGGCUGGGAAAGAAACCUCCUCGCCUGAAGCGACAGUGAUGGACCAAUAGCCUGACCCUGUACAAGGGAGAUUUCUGUGGCCUUAAAAACACUGUAUGCAAGUCACGCUCACAUCUAAAACCAGAGGCAGGUGUGUUCAUUGUGCCCAGAGGCAGGCCCAGCAUCACACUCUUAAAGAUGGCUAACUUUUGUGCUGGAAAAAAUGUCUAUCCUUGGUUCAAAUAUGUUUAGAUGCCUUUUGCCAGAGCUGGGGGAUAAGCCUAUCUGUAAAGUGAAAUCUCUCUUGCUCUCGCUCUCCCAAGUGAGAGGUUUAAGCCUGCCUGUCUAUUUCAGCACUCUCCUUUGUUCUGCCUUAAUUACAUGUUUGGGGAAACCUUGAGAUUGCUAGCUUGCUUUUCUUAGUGAGCUUAGUGGCACACUCUCAGAAGAUCUCAAUUUCUCUCCUCUGGCCCUCCCCUUCUCCCAUGGCCCAACCUACCCAGGGCAAUUUCCUCUCUACAUAGCAAGGGGAAGAGAAUCAAAUACUGUACUAGCCUGCCUAUCCUGCUGAUCUCACCUGUUGCAGCUGACAUCAGGGAGGACAGCACGCAAGCAAGAAGGGAGGAGGUGAGAGACAGAGUGGAGGGCAUGGAGGAGGCUGGAGGAGGAGGUUGGUGAGUAAAAGGUUAACUGGGCUCAGGGCAGGAUCCGAGUCCAAAACCCUUCUCCAUCCCUUGUGGGUCAUGUAUGAAUAGAGACCAGCACACUUUCAGUAGGGCUUGGAAAUGCAAUUCCUCUAUUCUAUUGCGGCCUUAAUUCCAAUGAUCAUCUUUAAGCUGACUUUCUUUGUGACACCCCCUUGCCCACCCAGCAGGGGGCUGGGGUAAAGAGAGGGGUAAAGACACUCUGAAGGAGCCCAGGAUACAUCACAACAUCCUUUUCCCUUUCUUCUUACCUACGCAACUUGCUGCACCGCAUCAUGUUCCCAUUACAGGGGGAAAUGAAUGAGCUUGAACAAGUUUAGAUUGCAUAAGCAACCCUAAUAUCAUGAGAGGAUGAGCAGGAUUCUUAAUAAAGCACCCUCUGAAGUUUGAGAAGGUGAAGGCUUGGGAUGUCAGUGUCUUCAUCAUUUUACAACAUUAGACUUCAUAUUCUUUCCUGUAUGACACCGCCCAGCAUUAAGAUGUUUGCUGGCUCCCUUAAAAAUUUCCUUAAAUGUGCUUGUCAUAGCUGCCCUCUUUGUUUUCCUCUUGAAGGCACUGAACAGUUAAGUGAGUUCAACUUUGAUUUUCAGACAUAUUAAUAGAGAAGGUAAAAUAUAAGAGCAGUUUCCAGUAAUUGAAAAAGGCAAAAAAGGAAUGUAUUCAAGCAUUGCCAUAUAUGUUUUUCCUUGUUCUUCCUUGUCUUUCACUGCCAUGGACCCUUUGAAGAUUAUCUUCCUCUUCUCCCAACUGUCUUAUUGUUCAAUGUUAUGGCAGCAAACAACUUCUUUGAUCUCUGUUAUUAAUAGCAGUUAAGGGAGUGCCAUGCUGCAAUGCUAUUAAUUUAAAGGGCAACUCCCCUCUAGAUUUGUUGCUCUAGGUUCUCUAAUUUUUCAAAGUUCCUGCCUUGUUCACAGCAUUUCACUGCUGAGAUCCUGAAAGAUCCAGAUUUCUACUCCUCCCCAGGUUCAAUUAGGUGCAUUUUGAGUCAUUCUCAUAAUGCUAUGUUUCGUUUGAAAAUGAUGAGAUUUAAUUACUAUGUCUCUGGGACAUUAUUUUGAGGUGGGCUUGGGGCCAACUCCCCAUGGGACUCUGAGUCCCUUAAGCCCAUGAUUGGUCAGAGAAGAAU
Podarcis muralis (Common wall lizard) is the source of this 4147-nucleotide messenger RNA. The record is from RefSeq and is a predicted model, not a curated record. Lineage: Eukaryota; Metazoa; Chordata; Lepidosauria; Squamata; Lacertidae.